This is a messenger RNA of Vespa velutina, 1355 nucleotides long. RefSeq names its product PI-PLC X domain-containing protein 3. The coding region runs from base 171 to 1175 and encodes 334 amino acids. The transcript has 2 exons. Gene Ontology annotation, biological process: lipid metabolic process. The record is from RefSeq and is a predicted model, not a curated record. NCBI's taxonomy places the organism in Eukaryota, Metazoa, Arthropoda, Insecta, Hymenoptera, Vespidae. Gene Ontology annotation, molecular function: phosphoric diester hydrolase activity.
UAUUAUUCGUACGUUACUUUACGUUAUGAUAUCAGUGUGUUAUUCCUCAUUUAAAACGUACUUUGAUCGAUAUUUAUGUUUCUUUGUUAGUAUAAGGCUUAACUCUGUGAAAAACGAACUUGUCGUUAUUGUCUUAAUAUUUUCUAUACUACAGGUAUAUUUAAAUAGUAAUGGAGCAAAAAUAUGGUAUUAAAAAUGAACACCAAUGCCAUUCUGAAGCAUAUUCGAUUAGAACUAUUUCAAAUGAUAAUUUGGAAUUUUGGAUGACGCGACUUCCGGAACCAUUAAAAAAAUUACCUAUUAUAUAUCUCGCUAUACCCGGUUCGCACAAUACGAUGACUUAUACGAUAGAACGACGUAACGAGGUAGGACCUGAUGAGCCUACAUACAUCAGAGCAUUGGGUCGUUAUUGUUCUAUUUUUUCAAAGCCUGUCAUUUUUAAUUGGUCUGUUACGCAAAAGAACAAUGUAAGAGAACAAUUAAAUGGUGGAAUAAGAUAUUUGGAUUUACGAGUUGCUACAAAAACAAGGAAUGACAAUAUUUAUUUUCUUCAUGGUUUGUAUGGAUCAGAGGUUACCAAGCCAUUAGAAGAUAUUGUACGUUGGUUAAAUCAUCACGCGAACGAAGUUAUCAUUUUAGAUUUUCAACAUUUUUACAAUUUUUCGGAUAUGAAUCAUCGUCGUCUCGUUGCGAUAAUAAAUGAUAUUUUUCGUGAGAAAUUAUGUCCAACUUUUUCUUCUUUCGAUCAUAUGUCUUUAUAUUGGCUUGCUUCGAAAAGGUAUCAAGUUUUUGUCAUUUAUAGAAACGUUUACGCGAUGAAUCAUGCGAAUUUGUGGCCAAGCGCUCUCUGGCCAACACCAUGGCCAAAUACCGUACUUGUUGAUCAACUCGUAAAUUUUUUAAACGAUAAACUUCAAAAACGUUCACCCGAUAUCCCUUUAGUAUCGCAAUGUCUCUUAACUCCUAAUAUAUCGUACGUUAUGAAGCAUCUGUGUGGAAAUUUACAGUCAGAUUUGGCGCCGAUAUGUCAAAAAGCGAUUCUCAAUUGGAUAAGUCAACAUAAAUCUGGAUCUAAUGGUUUAAACAUUGUUAUAGCUGAUUUCAUAUCCGAUAAAAAUUAUUUAUUUCCGAAGACAGUAAUUCAAGCUAACCUGAAACUCUUAAAAAAUUUGUAGAUUUAUUUAAGCUUUUAUUAUAAAAGUAAAUUCAAGUUUAUUCAAAGUAAUUUUUAGAAACAUUUUUUAGCAAUGGGAGGGUCUUUUAACUUUCUAUGAUAGUAGAAAUCCAUUGGAAAGACAUGUAUUUCAUGUACAUACAUAUUAUUUAUAUAAUUACAAUAUACGAUAUUUACAAUA